CGGACACAACGGGCAUGAAAUAUCUUUAUCGCAACACUAGCGCUCAUCUAAAAGGCUGCAGUCAACCCAUAGCCUGCCAUGGAAGCACUAGCCUAGAAACGCACGUACAAGAUCAAAACAGCAACUUGCUAUUAAUAUCCACAGUAGGACUCUUGCUAAAUGUCAAAGGUGACCUAUACAGUAAGGACUUUGGGGGUCAGAUAUCUUGGCUGCUGAAAUGUUUUGUGCCAAAUCUAAAAAUACCUCUUAUUUCAUAAAGAAGGAUCACAACCCCAAACUGGCAACCUUCAACUUUCCUUAGAGUUCUGAAACGUUAUUCGAAGCAGUUGGGAACAGAUGCCAGUCGUGUGGUUUAUAUUGGGGUAGUAACAAACACUUUGAGCAGCAGUGCAAUCAAGACUGUUGCCAGUUGCAGAUGGUCUUGACUAAGGAACUCAAAUAUUUCAAUGAGAAUGAACAAGGUUGGGGCACAGCAGACAAAGAAAGCCUCUCCGGGGUCGAAUGAAGUUGGAAUGCAGUUCACCAGUGUAUCCAGACCCAAAACAACCAUCCGUUUGAGGGAUCUCUAUGACCCUAAACCUGAACCAGUAAAACCACCAGUCAGAAUACGUCCUCCCAGUCCUAGACCUCCUCCAUCUAAGGAGCCUGUUUUUGGGCGCAGCCUCUCUUGCAAUCCACCGACCAAGCCCAUUAUAAGAAGGCGAGCCCAGUCCCUGCCUUCAUCCACAGAGAGGAAGAAAAGCCCAAGAAACCUGCAGGUGCGCUUUGUGGACUCACUGGGCCUCGAACUGGAAGAUGUCAAAGUAUUUAAAGUCGGUGAGGACCCUUCAAUACCCCUUCAUGUCAUCUCUAGGCUGCUGAUGAGCUCGGAGGUGGCAGCAGGGAAACCAGUAGAGUUGUCUCUGCCCUACUUCAAACCCUGCUUUGCUGAAGACAUGGGAGCUCAGCCGGGUUUUCUGAAGCGCCUAUGCAUUCAGCGAGUUUGUCUGGAGCAUGUCUUGUGCUCAGAGCAUGGAAUAGCAGGUACCAUACAAGUCAUUAACUCAGCUUUUGAGAAAAAUGUAAUAGUGCAUUACUCGUUUACUAAUUGGAGGAGUUGUGCAGACACCAAGGCAUGCUGGGUGUCGACCGUACAGCGUUUGGCCACUGACGGGCCAGAAUCCGAUGUCUUCCGAUUUCGCCUACCAGUUCCACCUUUUAUAUUGCAGCCUGGAGCAAUCUUGGAGUUUUCCAUCUGCUACCAAGUCAUGGGUUGUGAAUACUGGGACAAUAAUAAUGGGCGCAAUUACAUGCUGUCAUGCCAUAGCUACAAGUUGACAGUACCAAAAGAAUGUGAGAACAGUAUGGUGCAUUUCACAUGAAUGGCCAAGUUUUACCAAUGCAUUUAUCUGAGGUUUGCUUAAAAUGGUAGGAAUACCCACAACUCAAACUUGUUCUUCUACUCCAUGGGAGCUAGAAUAAUGACUCUUUGAGGUUUUACUAGAAAGAUAAAUCUAAUAUAGAGCAAAACCUUUUCAAUUAACUUUUUGGUUCCACUGUCAUUAAUAGAAUCAAGACCCAUAUUUCUGUUUUGGUGCUGUGUGUGUAUUUGACAUAGCGUCUUCCACCUGUCUAAGGGCACUACUAAUGAGUUUGCUCAUUUAUCACUUCUGCAAGGCCUGUAAUACAAUUCCAUGGUAGGCUGCGUGUCCUCAAAGUAACUGUCUGGAACUAUGACACAGCUGCAGUAGACAGGAGUUUCUGGUGAAUAUUCAAGGACUGCAAGCUUAAGAUUGUAGUCUUUACAAUUCAUUCAAUCUUAUGGGAAAUUACUACACUAUAAUGUACUCUAUAAUACCAUAACAUAUUAACCAUCAAAUUCAACAAACUGAUCUUCUAGAUUUUCUAGACACAGUUUGUAUCAUGGUAUAAAGUUAUGGAUUUUGUUUGUAAUGGUUAAGAUGUGGAUAGAACAUUGGGUUAAGAGUAAUCAACCUCAUACAAGUCUACUUGACCUUUCCUAACACUUAAGAGUUAAGAUUUCUGGCAGUGCAAUGGAAUGGCAUCUUAGAGAUUCAUUCUUUCAUGUCCCUUUUUUAGUACAGCUGUACAAGAAGCACAUUGCAUGCUGCAAACAUGAGUUGUGUUAUCGAAACGUUGUGGAAAAUAAAAUGCACACUCAAACUUGCUAAACAGUUUUGAAACAUUUCAUUUUUAUAUGAAGGAUUUUGUCUUGAUUGCCCAUUGUACCGAAUUGACUUCUCAUUUCGAUUUUAUUGUCAUGUGAGAUAGUUACACUAUUUGAGAUGCUGAUAUUAAAAUAAGCAACAUAUAUCUAACACUUUUUGUCAGAAUAACAGUGUAUAUCCCACCUCAGCUCAAUUCACACAUUUUUCUACUGCCUUUUUAAAACUGUGCAUGAGUUCUAUUGUUGUAUGUGGUCACUAGAUGGAGUCAAAUCCUCCAUUUCAGUGGAGUUUAGUUCAAAUUCAGAAACGUGAAAGGAUGAACUCAACGUUUGUGUGACUCAAUAUAUGACAAAACUUGCUUUUUGUGCAUUCAAUUAGCUCAGUUCUAUGAUUAAGAGGAGCAAAUUGAAGAAGGGAAUCAGCUCAUCAAGUCUGAUUGCAGACGUUGAUCCCUGUUCAA
Messenger RNA from Hypomesus transpacificus, 2628 nucleotides. RefSeq names its product protein phosphatase 1, regulatory subunit 3Db (gene ppp1r3db). Gene Ontology annotation, molecular function: glycogen binding; protein phosphatase 1 binding. Lineage: Eukaryota; Metazoa; Chordata; Actinopteri; Osmeriformes; Osmeridae. Gene Ontology annotation, biological process: regulation of glycogen biosynthetic process. The transcript is spliced from 2 exons. Gene Ontology annotation, cellular component: protein phosphatase type 1 complex. The record is from RefSeq and is a predicted model, not a curated record. The coding region runs from base 447 to 1361 and encodes 304 amino acids.